CAUUGAGCUUUGUGAUCGAAACUCCUAGAAUUUCCAAUGCGCUCUGUUUUCUCUUGAACCUUCCAUAAUCUUCCUACCACCCUAAUAAAAGCCAAACAUUCUCUAUUCUCAAUCCAUUCACACAAAAGAACAAUCAAAAAUCAAAACGUGCGACAAACACAAAAUCAUCCCACAAAGAAAGCAAUGGAUUUCAGGCUAAUGGAUUUGGAUUCUCCACUCUUCAACACUCUCCAUCAUAUAAUGGACCUCACCGACGACACAACCGAGAAGAACUUAAACGCUCCAACUCGAACAUAUGUCCGUGACGCAAAGGCAAUGGCUGCAACUCCAGCGGACGUGAAAGAGCAUCCAAAUUCAUACGUGUUUAUGGUGGACAUGCCUGGGGUGAAAUCUGGUGACAUAAAGGUUCAGGUGGAAGAUGAGAAUGUGCUAUUGAUAAGUGGCGAGAGGAAGAGAGAAGAAGAGAAAGAAGGUGUUAAAUAUUUGAAGAUGGAAAGAAGGAUUGGUAAGUUGAUGAGGAAAUUUGUGUUACCUGAGAAUGCGAAUAUUGAAGCUAUCUCUGCUAUUUCUCAAGAUGGUGUUCUUACGGUUACAGUUAAUAAAUUGCCUCCACCUGAACCUAAGAAACCAAAAACUAUUCAAGUUAAGGUUGCUUGAUCGGUGUACGAUUUCAUGUUAACAAAUCAGAAGGAAUGUUUGUCUUUUUAGUUGGUUUGUGUAGCAAUGGUUUUGUGUGUUUUCGCCUAGUUGGCCCUAUAUGAUGAUGAUCAUCAUGCGAUGUAAUUUGUAACAAUAUGACAUGAAUGAAUUUUAAUUACUUUGGUUUUUCUGCUUGUAA
Molecule: messenger RNA, 838 nt
Organism: Lathyrus oleraceus (garden pea)
Lineage: Eukaryota; Viridiplantae; Streptophyta; Magnoliopsida; Fabales; Fabaceae
Source: RefSeq, a predicted model, not a curated record